Molecule: messenger RNA, 11485 nt
Organism: Dunckerocampus dactyliophorus (ringed pipefish)
Lineage: Eukaryota; Metazoa; Chordata; Actinopteri; Syngnathiformes; Syngnathidae
Gene: atp2b2
Product: ATPase plasma membrane Ca2+ transporting 2
Exons: 24
Coding region: 562-4425 (1287 amino acids)
Biological process (GO): regulation of cytosolic calcium ion concentration; calcium ion transmembrane transport
Cellular component (GO): postsynaptic density membrane; intracellular membrane-bounded organelle
Molecular function (GO): PDZ domain binding; P-type calcium transporter activity; ATP hydrolysis activity
Source: RefSeq, a predicted model, not a curated record
CUGCUCACAGCCAGUUUCCACACACAUACACACACACACGCACACGCACUUACAUUCACUCACUCAUACAUACACACACACAUACACACACACACACCGCCGUGGUGGUUAGUCCGCCGCUGCCACUACCAUCGCUGCCGCAUGUGUCGGUGCGCUCACAGGUGGAUUGUAACACUGCGGGCGAUUGUAACCUCCAUGUCAUCAGUGAUGGGGAGGACCACCAUGUAGAGGAGGCAGCAAUGGGAAGCCAUGCAUGGAGCGGGUCUGGACUGCAGCCGUGGAGAGCCUGAGCUCCUCAUCCUCCUCCUCAAAAAGGACUGGUGUGACCUUCUCAGGACCUGACCACUGGGGCCGUCCGACGCUCACCUGGAUGCUCCCUGCAGUCUCUUCGUCACCCCCCUCCCCUUCGGUCCUCCUCUCCUCAGUGUUGGAUUUUGCCCCCCUUUUUUAAUAUCUAUAUUUAAGCGGCAUUUUUCUUUAUUAUUUUUUUGGUUGCCAACUUGGAGACAGAUCCUGUCCUCAUAGCAAUAACAACUGUGAACGGACUGAGUGGCGGGCAUCAUGGGGGACAUGUCCAACAGCGAUUUCUACGCCAAGAACCAAAGAAAUGAGGGCAACCAUGCGGCGGGCUUCGGCUGCUCGCUCAUGGAGCUGCGCUCGCUCAUGGAGCUGCGCGGCACCGAGGCGGUGGUCAAGCUACAGGAGGACUACGGGGGCGUCGAGGGACUCUGCACACGACUGAAAACCUCACCCACGGAAGGCCUGGCAGGUGUCCAAGGUGACCUGGACAAGAGGAAAGAACUAUUUGGGAAAAACCUGAUACCUCCAAAGAAGCCAAAAACCUUUCUGCAGCUGGUAUGGGAGGCCCUGCAGGACGUCACCCUCAUCAUCCUGGAGGUGGCCGCCCUCAUUUCCCUGGGCCUGUCUUUCUACCACCCGCCUGGAGAGAGCAGUGGAGAGUCUUGCGGCUCCGCGACGGGUGCCGUGGAGGGCGAGGGCGAGGCGGAGGCGGGCUGGAUCGAGGGCGCCGCCAUCCUCCUGUCUGUGGUGUGCGUGGUGCUGGUGACCGCCUUCAACGACUGGUCCAAGGAGAAGCAGUUCCGCGGGCUGCAAAGCCGUAUCGAACAGGAGCAAAAGUUCCAGGUGGUGCGCGGCAGCCAGGUCAUCCAGCUGCCCGUGGCGGACAUACUGGUGGGGGACAUCGCACAAAUCAAAUAUGGUGAUCUUCUUCCUGCCGACGGAGUCCUGAUCCAGGGCAACGACCUGAAGAUUGACGAGUCGUCGCUGACCGGGGAGUCUGAUCACGUGAAGAAGUCUGCGGACAAGGACCCCAUGUUGCUGUCAGGGACCCAUGUGAUGGAGGGGUCGGGGCGCAUGGUGGUGACCGCGGUGGGCGUCAACUCUCAGACUGGAAUCAUCUUCACGCUGCUGGGGGCCGGCAUCGAGGAGGAGGAGAAGAAAGAAAAGAAAGGAGGCGCACUGGAAGACGGACACCAGAACACAGACUGCUCGCACCCCCCCAUCCACCCCAUCGCCACUAUAGCCACGGAUGGGGCAGCAGGCUUUAAUGCCCCUGGCAGUGCCAACCUCAUUAAUGGUAAAAUGCAAGAUGGCAAUAUGGAGAGCAACCAGAUUAAAGUGAAGAAGCAGGACGGCGCAGCCGCCAUGGAGAUGCAGCCUCUGAAGAGUGCCGAGGGAGGAGAGGAGGAGAAGGAGAGAAAGAAGGUGUCCAUCCCCAAGAAGGAGAAGUCUGUGCUGCAGGGGAAGCUCACCAAGCUGGCCGUCCAGAUCGGCAAAGCAGGGUUGCUCAUGUCCGCCAUCACGGUCAUCAUCCUGGUCCUGUACUUCGUCAUCGACGCCUUCAUCGUCCAGAAGCGUCCUUGGCUGCCCGAGUGCACUCCCAUCUACAUCCAGUACUUUGUCAAGUUCUUCAUCAUCGGCGUGACCGUGCUGGUGGUGGCGGUGCCCGAGGGUUUACCGCUGGCCGUCACCAUCUCCCUGGCCUACUCCGUCAAGAAAAUGAUGAAAGACAACAACCUGGUGCGCCACCUGGACGCAUGCGAAACAAUGGGCAAUGCCACCGCCAUCUGCUCGGACAAGACGGGCACGCUCACCACCAACCGCAUGACAGCCGUGCAGUGUUACGUUGGAGAUGUGCACUACAAGGAGAUCCCAGAGCCCGGGGUCCUACCUCCGAAAUCACUGGACCUGCUCGUCAACUCCAUCUCCAUCAACAGCGCCUACACCUCUAAGAUACUGGCUCCAGAUAAGGAAGGCGGUCUGCCAAAACAGGUGGGCAACAAGACGGAGUGCGGUCUGCUGGGAUUGGUGUUGGACCUGAAGCGAGAUUACCAGCCAAUAAGGAACCAGAUCCCGGAGGAGAAGCUCUACAAAGUAUACACCUUCAACUCAGUCAGGAAGUCCAUGAGCACAGUCAUCAAACUGCCCGACGGGAGCUUCCGCAUGUACAGCAAGGGAGCGUCAGAGAUCGUCCUCAAAAAAUGCAACCACAUCCUGAACGAGGUGGGUGAGCCCAGGCUUUUCCGUCCUCGGGACAAGGACGAGAUGGUGAAGAAGGUGAUUGAGCCCAUGGCCUGCGAUGGUUUGAGGACCAUCUGCGUGGCGUACCGCGACUUCCCCAGCGACCCGGAGCCCAACUGGGAUGAGGAAAACAACAUCCUCAGCGACCUCACUGCCAUUUCCGUCGUCGGGAUCGAAGACCCCGUCCGGCCGGAGGUGCCAGAGGCCAUUCAGAAGUGCCAGCGUGCGGGCAUCACCGUGCGCAUGGUGACCGGGGAUAACAUAAACACGGCGAGGGCCAUCGCUAUCAAAUGCGGCAUCAUCCAUCCCGGAGAGGACUUCUUGUGCAUCGACGGGAAAGAAUUCAACAGGAGGAUCCGCAAUGAGAAAGGAGAGGUGGAACAGGAGCGUAUUGACAAAGUUUGGCCUAAACUUCGCGUCCUAGCCAGAUCUUCCCCAACAGACAAACACACGCUGGUCAAAGGCAUUAUUGACAGCACAAUGGUGGAGCAGAGACAAGUGGUUGCGGUGACAGGCGAUGGCACCAAUGAUGGGCCGGCCCUGAAGAAAGCUGAUGUGGGCUUCGCCAUGGGUAUCGCGGGUACUGAUGUGGCCAAGGAAGCGUCGGACAUCAUCCUGACAGAUGACAACUUCAGCAGCAUCGUCAAGGCAGUGAUGUGGGGCCGCAACGUCUAUGACAGCAUCUCCAAGUUCCUUCAGUUCCAACUCACCGUUAACGUUGUUGCCGUCGUUGUGGCGUUCACGGGCGCUUGUGUCACACAGGACUCCCCCCUGAAGGCGGUGCAGAUGUUGUGGGUCAACCUGAUCAUGGACACGUUCGCCUCUCUGGCCUUGGCCACCGAGCCUCCUACAGAGGCUUUGCUCAGGAGGAGGCCCUACGGACGCAACAAGCCUCUCAUCUCCAGCACCAUGACCAAGAACAUUUUUGGCCAUGGAGUCUAUCAGCUCAUCAUCAUCUUUAUUCUUCUCUUCAUCGGUGAGAAGAUCUUCGAUAUUGACAGCGGCCGCAAUGCGCCUCUCCACGCACCUCCAUCAGAGCACUACACCAUCAUCUUCAAUGCCUUUGUCAUGAUGCAGCUCUUUAAUGAGAUCAACGCCCGUAAGAUACACGGAGAGCGCAACGUCUUUGAGGGCAUCUUUAAGAACCCCAUCUUUUGCACCAUUGUUUUGGGCACCUUCGCUGUACAGAUAAUCAUUGUUCAGUUUGGAGGAAAACCAUUCAGCUGCCAACCUCUGGACGUGGAGAAGUGGAUGUGGUGUGUUUUUCUUGGCAUGGGGGAGCUCAUCUGGGGGCAGGUGAUUGCGACAAUACCCAACAGCAAGCUGCGCUUCCUGCGGAGGGCGGGCCAGCUCAGCCAGAAAGAUGAGUUACCUGAGGAGGACGUCAACGAAGAAAACGAGGAGAUCGACCACGCUGAGAGGGAGCUGAGGAGAGGGCAGAUCCUUUGGUUCCGGGGACUCAAUCGCAUUCAGACUCAGAUCGAAGUAGUCAACACCUUCAAGAGUGGCACCUCCUUUCAGGGGGCGGGAGCUCUGAGACGCCAGUCGUCCACCACCAGCCAGAACCAGGAUAUCCGCGUCGUGAACGCAUUCCGCAGCUCCCUCUACGAAGGCCUGGAGAAGCCCGACUCCAGAACAUCCAUCCACAACUUCAUGACCCAGCCCGAGUUUAGGAUAGAGGACUCCACUCCCAGCAUCCCGCUCAUCGACGACACGGACGACGACUCGGCUCGCCGGAGGAGGAAGUACUCCAGCCAGCCGUCGUCGCCCAACAAGAACAACAACGCCAUCGACAGCGGCAUCAACCUGACCAUCGAUACCAGUAAAUCGGCGGCAUCCUCCAGCCCCGCCAGCCCUUUGCACAGCUUGGAGACCAGCCUCUAACCUCCUCAUUUGACCUUUGAACUGGAACCUCAACGCUCCUACCCGCCCCUCCUCCGUUUGGAAGUAACACACAAUCAAGAAAAGAGAAAAAGCCGCAGUCAUCUUGUGGCUGUUUUGGAGGAGGUGGAGGACGAGGAGGCGGCGUGCGCGCGUGCUAGCAUGCACCGCACAAACUGAUGAUGGCAAAGAGGAAGAGGAAGGACACGUUCUCCUCUGUCCUCAUCCACACUGAUAGAAUUAAAAAAAACCUUGUUAUUAUAUUCAAAUUAUUAUUGUUAUAUUAUUAUUGUCCCUCCUGCAUGAAUGUACAUUUACUCACGUUUUAUUUAAAAAGGGUUUUUUCCAUUUGGAUUAUUUUCUUGUGGCGAGCAGCGGACUCAAGAGUUAAAGCUCUUCUUCUUCUUCUUCUUCUUCUUCUUCUUCUUCUUCUUCUUCUUCUUCUGUGUGGCAUGAUCCAAAAACAUUUGAGUCAUGUGACGAGGUGCCAGGGCUCAACUUGCACAGCAGCUUUGCACCCCCCGCCCCCCAACCCCCUUUCCAAAACACACAAAAAAGAGGAACGCAAAACAAUAAAACGGUGGCGACACAGCAUCAUUUACAGGAUAUACUAGUAUUCUAUAAAUAUGAAAGCAUAUAAAUAUAUUUAGAGAGAGUUUAUCUUUGUCGGCAUGUUGCCUUGUUCCUGCUUCGAAUGGCUCGGAAAAUAACUUUUUGGACUUAUUUAUGUCUUCAACAGAAUGUAAUUUGUUUACAGCAAACUUAGAGAUAUACUUCCUGGUUCUGAGAAGAAGGGAGACGACGCUCACACGGCGUUGUAUUGCUGAGGAGGAUAUACAGUACAAUAACAACACACAAAAAAGAACAGAAAAUAGAUUUAACACAUAAAAAACCUGCUGGAAUUUGCCUGCUAUCUUGUGACAUAUUGUAGAUAUUUUUAGAGGAUUAACAAACAAAAAGAAACCAAACUAUAAUGGUAGUCGAUGUUGAAUCUUAGUAUAAUUCUUUAUGAUGAUUGUCGGGAUGGAGUUGAGGUGGCCUGCCUUUGUUUUUGGGGUUUUUGUUUUUUUCUUUAAAAAAAGGGGCAGAUGGGGAUUAGUUCUUUCAUUCCCUCAUUUUUCUCUUUUUUUUUUCCACAUAAAUCUUUAAUGUCUUCUAAACUCACUUUGGAUAAUUUUAUUCUCAAUUAAUUUGGUGCACUUUCCUACGGUCACACACACACACACACACAGUCCUCCUUUCUUUGUUUUUCUAAAAAAAAAAAAAAAAAAGUUGGAUAAUUCGCCAAUAUUUUUUUUCUUUUUUUCUCAAUUUUAUUCAUUUUUUUCCUUUUCUUUCACAUUUUUAAAAUGAACAUCUAGAAGACAUAUUAAUAAAUUAAUACAUAUAUUCACUAUACACAAUUAAAAAAAAAUAUUUCAGAAUUGCUUUUUUCUCCGGCAGAGAAAGACACACACACACACACACACACACACAGCCCCUUUUGUGUGUUUUUCUAAAAAAAAAAAAAACAUUGAUAUCUUUCUCUGAUAUGUUUGUUCUCUCUCUGUAGAGGUUUUUGGGGGUUUUUUUUUGCUAUUUUAUAAAAAAAAAUAAUCUUUCACAUCUUUAAAAUAAACUUGCAGGGGUCACAUUAGCAAAUUUACACCUAUAUUCACGCAGAAAUCUAUUUUUUAAUUGUAUCAAAUCUAGGAUAUUUGACUAAAUUAUUUUCAUCUUAAGACCAUUUAGCGUUUUAUUUCCUCCGGCAGAGAGAGACACGCGCUCACGCUUUUUCAUUUUCUAAUAUUUCUUUUUUUUUUUCUCUCGUAUUUUUUCCACAUCUUUAAAAUGAACUUCCACUCGUCACAUUAACAAGUGAACAUAUAUAAACAUAUAUAAACAUAUAUAUAUAUUCACCUGACAGAAAUAUUUCAAAAAAGAAUCUGGGAUAUUUUUAUUUAAUUUUCAAAAGUGUAUUCUGGAUUAAUUUCAGUUACUUCCCCCGGCAAAGAGAGAUACACACACAAAUAGCCCUUUGUGUAUCUAAAAAAAUAUACAUAAUAUAUAUAUAUAUAAUUAUAUGUUUAAGUUUUUUCCUUAAUUUUAUUCAAUAUACAUUUUUUGGGCUUAAAAUGAACUUCUAGGAGUGAAUAUCUGAAUGAACAUCUAUCUAUAUUUUAUAUAAAUAUAUAUAUACAUAUAUAUAUAUGUUUAUAUAUACACACACCUUACAGAAAUCAUUUUUAAAAAUUAUGUUUAAAAGCUGGACUAUAGUGGGUUUCUAAGCAUUUUUUAUUCCAGAUUAAUUUGUGUUCAGCGAGAGACACACACACACACACACACACACACAGAGCCCCACGACACUAAAGACAAUUUGAAACAUCUCAAAAAAAAAAAAAGAUGAAAAAGAAACACACAUAAAUGGAAUGUUGCUUUGGCUCUUUUUCUAUGUAUACAGUAUAUAUACAUAUAAUUCUAUGAGUAUAGCUCUAAAAAACUCUUUUCUGCACUAUUUGGUUCUGAAUGCCAACUUUACGUGGUGUAAAAUCUAGAUGUGCUUUUGUGUGUUUUAGCCCAGGUUGUCUUCCUGCCGUCACACAGACAUGAAUCCAGUACUCUAGCAUCUGGGCUGUACUCGCUAGUUGUAAUAUUUCUUGUGCUGUAUUGAGCAAGCGGGGAAGCGUGGCACUCAGAAGGAAAAGGCCACUUGACCUAGCGUUGUUGUUUUGACCACUAACGCGCAGGCGUCUCCUAGGCUCAUUAUGCAACCUGGACAAUUGACCCUUUUUUUUUUUUUUUUACUAAAUAAACACACAACACUAGUAUUACAAUCAUCUACAGCAUCUCUUUCACUUGGAUAUGCUCGUCUUGUGUGGUCCAGUGUGGCGAGGGUGCACAGUCUUUACCAGUCUCCUCAGGCCUGCAGAAUAAAUAUCAGCAAAAUUCAGUUAAUAGUUCAUAUUUGAGUUGAUGCUUUCAAUAUUCUGUUCAUUUAUUGGAUUAUUUGUGUGUAAAAUGCAAUAAUUAAUCGUCAGCAUCCGACAUUCUCCACAUUUAGUGCAGUGGAACCUCCAAAGUGGACGCUGGUUGACUUCCAAAGUGUUCAAAUUUUGAAAUAAUAGGAAAUAUUUAAAAUAGAAUUCCAGCCAAUAUUAAACCUUUAUUAGCUACACAGGUAUUGUUUAAGUCACUUUCUUAACAAGUUCAAUCAAACUAAAAUGAAGCAAAACUACCGUAAUUAUAACCAAGGGAUUUAUUUGUCAAAACCUGGGCUGCAUUUCUGAAAUUUUAAAACUCAUUACAGUAAUUCCUAGCCCUUUCGCGCUUCAAAUUUCGUGGCUUCACUCUAUCACGGUUUUUCAUAAAUACAUUAAUUAAUAAAUCAUCUUUGUUUUGUGGUUGAUUGCGGCCUAUUAUGAGUCCAAAAUAUGUAUAUUUUAGCAAAUUUUAAAUAAAUUUACAAAUGUUAAAUGGAGAUCAAAGAUGUGAUAUGUAGUAUUCUACACUGGUCACUAGGUGUCAGUAAUGUUAUUAUAGUGUUGGGUGAGAUACACAGGCACCAAAAUUGAUCGCCAGAACAACUGGCUUUUAUUGCAGGUUUGAAUGAUUUCAUAAUAGGCACAAUAAUCCCUAACACAGGCUAACGCCAAGCUAAAACUCAACUCAGAUCCCUCACUUCCUGUCAGCUUGCCAUUCAGCUCCCCGAGUACCGGAACCCAUUUACAGCAACACACACACGUACACAUAAGUCUCAUUUAUGUCUGAAAUGUCUUAUUUUCUGUUAUUAUGUCUACUAUAUUGAGUAAUACGAGUGUAAAAGUGACUAUCAAGGUGUUAUUUUAUGUCUAGAGGUCUCUAAUAAUAUUAAAAACCUGUAUUUAGAAGGUCGUAAGCAGGUUUUCUAUGUUCUAACUGCAAAAAUAUGCCAUUUAUAAAUUCACUUAUCAUGGUCAGGCCUGGAACCAAUUAACCACGAUUAACUAGGGAUUUCUGUAUAUAUAAUAACUAUAUAUUUUUUAAACUUUAAUAACCAUUUGGAGUGCAUGAGAAAGUGCAAAGGAAAAUGAGAACCAAUGUUGUAAUAGUGGUAUGAAGCAAAUGACUCCACCCUUAUUAAUAGCACUGAUGAGUUCAUUGCAAACAUCAGCAGGGCAAGUGUAACACUCUUGACAGCUGAGUAGUGUGACAGACACAUUAAAGCGCAUGCAGAGGCAGAUAAAGCUGCUGGAUGCUCACCACUCGCAAUCCCUUAAAUGCAGCUUGUGAAGAUAAUAAAAACUGCAUAAGGAGAAGCAAUGUUUUUGCCCUAAUUAGGCACCUGGUUAUUUGCUUUUGUCAACCACGCGCCCGGGGACUAUAGGAGACUCCUUUAUUUAUUUAUUUUUAUUUUUUUAUUUAUUUAAAAGCGAUAUUAAUUGGAACACUUACGGUAGUAACCAUUCCCUUGACAGACACCUAAUGGAAAGAGUACAGGAAGAUGUUGAUACCAGCAUGAUACCGUCCCCGAGUGGUGUUUUAUAAGUAGUGCUGCAAUUUACAAUACAAUUUACAAUGAUAUUGUUGUGAUUUUAUAGCGCAGAUACAGUGGACCCUUUCCUUUAUGUUUACAGUCAGUUCCACAUCCAGUCAUCCUAGUCACCCAAAAUAAACUAAAAGAAGAAGCAUAACACAGAGUUCAUCUUCUAGGUUGUCAGUAGGUGUCCAAACUUCAUCGGAUACUUAAACGAUACGAUUAAACUUCGAAACACGUUCAGACCGCAAGCCACAAACAUAUACUGUUAAAUGUAGCGGGGCUCGCAAAAACAGUGCUACUUAUAAAGCAAAAUCGUACUUAGCGAUUUUAUAAUUAAAGCAAAGUCUCAUAUUUGUGUGACAGAAAUCCCUUGUUUAUCGCGGUUAAUUGGUUCCAGGUCUGAUCGUGAUAAGGGAAUUUUCCUGGGAAUCCUAAUUUACAAAUGGAGUAGUUUUGUAGUUACAGCAUAGAAAGCCUGUUUGCAAUCUUCUAAAUACGGUUUUUAAUAUUAUUAGAGCCCCGUAGACAUGAGAUAACACCCCUAUAGUCACCUGUACAUUCUCAUAACCCAAUAUAUCAGACAUGAGAAAAGAAAGUAAGCCAUUUAAGACAUAAAUAAGACACAAUAUUGACUCACAAGUUAGCUUUGGGAGAGUUUGGGAGAAAUCAUACAUACAGUAUCGUCACAACAUCUUUGAAUGCAUCUUCUGAAUGCCUUUAUAUUUGUAUUGUAGUUAAAGUAGCCAUUUUUAUGCUUGAAAAUGCUUUGUUUAGGCAAAAAAAAUACAUAAAAUUAGCUUCAAUAUGCAUACUGUAUUCGAUCAUGAAACAGCAAUGAUUUAUUACUAUAUUUUUGAAAAAACAUGACAGAGUGAAGCCAUGAAAUUGGAAGCGUGAAGUGGUGAGGGAUUACUGUGUUAGAUGACACCACACACCAAUUAGUUUACCAUUUUUAAUUUUCAUUUAAUGCUUUAGUUCUCUUCUUGUAACAUUACUAUUUUAUUCCUUUAAUAUUAUAACUUUUCCCCAACCUAAUUUUCCAAAUAUUGCCGUAAAACUUCAUUUUGUUUUGUUUAUUUGUUGUUGUUUGUUUUAAUAUUUUGACAUAAAAAGGCAUGUUUUCUUUUCAUGAUACUAAAUGAAAUUAUUUUUCCUCAUUUUUGUACAAUUUUCCUCGUUAGAAUACGACUUGUUUCUUUUAAUAUUUUGACUUUAUUCUCGUAAAAUUACCGAUGUUUUUUUUCCAACUAUUUAAACUUUCUUCUUGGAAAAUUAGGACUUUAUUCCCAUAAUAUUAUAACUUUUUCCCCCAAUCUAAUUUUCCAAAAAUUAUUUAUUUUGUUUGUUUCUCAUAAUAUUAAAAAUAAUAAAAAAAAAAACAUAUUUUUUUCUUUAAUAUUUCAACUUUAAACUACAAAAAUGACGUGCUUGUCUUAAAAUUAUAGCUUUUUCUCAUUUAGAUUACAGCGUCUCUCUCUUAAUAUUUUGACUUUGUCCAUGUAAAAUUACUGCAGAUUUUUCCAUUUUUGCUGUUGUUUUUUUUUUAGCUUAUUUGUUAAACUAUAUCUUUACAAUUUGCCGCAGGCCAAUAAAAAAACAAACCGCGGGCCACGCUUUGGACACCCGUGCGCUACAAGUUCGGUAAAUUACAGCACCGCCACCUAGUGUCCAACAUAAGUACAACGAUAAAUACAUUUUUACAAUUUGCAGCUGGCCGCUACUACCAAAAGGUCAGCGACCGUCCACAAAUGGCCCCUGCGCCAGACUUUGGCCACCCCUACCUGGAAAUUGUACCACUUUUCAAGGUUCCACUGUCACGUUGUGUAAAUACGAGCAAAGAGUCUCCUCACCUGGUGAAAUAAAUCAUGUGACUGCAUCCCAGCUUAUUUUAAUGGCAAGCCCCCACGCCACUGAUGAUGAUGAUGAUGAUGAUGAUGACAUGAAUUGUUGCAAUAUCCUCUCACCUGCCUGGAUGUACUGUAUUUAGCAGCAUGCCGUUUGUGGAAGCAAGAAAAAGAGACAUGCCUACAAGCUAGCAACCUUUUGGCACACUUAGCCAUUUAAUGGGUAAGUGAUUUAUUUAUCUUGUUUUUAAUGAUUUUUUUUAAAUCUCUAAAAUAAUAAUAAUAAUAAUAAUAAUAAUUGUAAAUAAAGAACUUAAUGUCUUUGUUCAUUUAAUACUAUGCAAAAAGUCAUGCUUUUUAUUUUCUGAUUGUCACCCCCCCUCCCCUUAUGAAGCCCUAUAUAGAGUGUGUUGCUGGAAUGUUUGUGCUCUCCAAAAAAAAAAAAACGAAAAAAAUCUCCAAAUCACUUACAUGAUGUGAUGUAAACGACUUUUCUAGCUUGGGGAAAUCAUUCUGAUACAAGAGGGAGGAUGCUGAUGAUGAUGAUGAUGAUAAUCACCUGUGACUCUUGCUGCUUGACUGUUCCGCUCACCACACUCCUGACAACGAGCGCAAGUGCGAGUACAAAAAAAAAAGAAGAAAAACACAACAAAAAAUAUGAAAAAUCAUUCCAAUAAAAUCUCCCAGAGCAGCAUGACCCAGCAUGGUGUGUCCUGGCCCCGUG